GCGGGGCCUGGCCCCUCCCUCCAGGUUUCCACGGCAGCGGCCCGGCCCCGCACCAGCGCGUCCCGAGGCCCCGCGCGCCGGAGCAGCUGAGGGCGGGUCCCGCGCGCCCGGCGUCUUCCAGGGGGACGGGGUGCGGCCGGCGGCCCGCGGGGCGGCGGCGGCGGCGGCGGCGGCGGCGGCGGCAGGACAUUUUGCCUCAAAUAAAGAACAUGGUGAAACUAAUUCACACAUUGGCGGAUCACGGAGAUGAUGUCAACUGCUGUGCGUUCUCCUCUUCCCUCUUGGCUACUUGCUCUUUGGACAAAACAAUUCGCCUGUACUCCCUAAGUGACUUCACUGAGCUGCCCCACUCGCCACUGAAGUUUCACACCUAUGCUGUCCACUGCUGCUGUUUCUCCCCCUCGGGACAUGUUCUGGCUUCCUGUUCCACAGAUGGUACCACUGUCCUAUGGAAUACUCAGAAUGGAGAGACGUUGGCAGUGAUGGAACAGCCCACUGGUAGCCCCGUGAGGGUUUGCCAGUUUUCCCCAGACUCCACUUGUUUGGUGUCAGGGGCAGCUGAUGGCACAGUUGUUUUAUGGAACGCUCAGUCCUACAAGUUAUAUAGAUGUGGUAGUGUUAAAGAUGGCUCAUUGGUGGCCUGUGCAUUUUCUCCGAAUGGAAAUUUCUUUGUCACUGGUUCCUCGUGUGGAGAUAUAACAGUGUGGGAUGAUAAAAUGAGGUGUCUACACAGUGAAAAAGCACAUGAUCUUGGGAUUACCUGCUGUGAUUUUUCUUCACAGCCAGUUUCUGAUGGAGAGCAAGGUCUUCAGUUUUUUCGAUUGGCAUCAUGUGGUCAGGAUUGCCAGAUCAAAAUUUGGGUUGUUUCUUUUACCCAUAUCUUAGGUUUUGAAUUAAAAUAUAAAAGUACACUGAGUGGGCACUGUGCUCCUGUUCUGGCUUGUGCUUUUUCUCAUAAUGGGCAGAUGCUAGUCUCGGGAUCUGUGGAUAAGUCUGUCAUAGUAUAUGAUACUAAUACUGAGACUAUACUUCACACGUUGACUCAGCAUACCAGGUAUGUCACAAGUUGUGCCUUUGCACCCAAUAUCCUCUUACUUGCUACUGGUUCAAUGGACAAAACAGUGAACAUCUGGCAAUUUGAUCUGGAAACACCUUGCCAAGCAAGGAGCACAGACGAUCAAGUGAAGCAGUUUAUUGAAGAUUGGUCAGAGGAUGAUGUCUCGAUGUGGCUUUGUGCACAAGGUUUAAAUGACCUUGUUGAUAUUUUCAAAAUUAAUAACAUUGAUGGAAGAGAACUGUUUAAUCUCACCAAAGAAAGUCUGGUCGAUGACUUGAAAAUAGAAUCUCUAGGGCUGCGGAGUAAAGUUCUGAGGAAAAUUGAAGAACUCAGGACCAAGGUGAAAGCCCUUUCUUCUGGAAUUCCUGAUGAAUUUCUAUGUCCAAUAACUAGGGAGCUUAUGAAAGAUCCUGUCAUUGCAUCAGAUGGCUAUUCAUAUGAAAAGGAAGCAAUGGAAAACUGGAUCAGCAAAAAGAAACGUACAAGUCCCAUGACGAAUCUCAUUCUUCCCUCAAUGGUACUUACACCAAACCGGACUCUAAAAAUGGCCAUCAGCCGCUGGCUAGAGACACAUCAAAAAUAAACUGUUUAUAUUGUUUAUAUUCUU
Messenger RNA from Nyctereutes procyonoides (raccoon dog), 1664 nucleotides. It is a transcript of the gene WDSUB1, whose product is annotated as WD repeat, sterile alpha motif and U-box domain containing 1. Gene Ontology annotation, biological process: protein ubiquitination. Gene Ontology annotation, molecular function: protein binding; ubiquitin-protein transferase activity. The transcript has 11 exons. Lineage: Eukaryota; Metazoa; Chordata; Mammalia; Carnivora; Canidae. The record is from RefSeq and is a predicted model, not a curated record. Bases 210 to 1640 code for a protein of 476 amino acids.